Messenger RNA from Alternaria viburni, 864 nucleotides. RefSeq lists its product as uncharacterized. Bases 1 to 864 code for a protein of 287 amino acids. NCBI's taxonomy places the organism in Eukaryota, Fungi, Ascomycota, Dothideomycetes, Pleosporales, Pleosporaceae. The record is from RefSeq and is a predicted model, not a curated record. The transcript has 2 exons.
AUGACCGCACAAUCUCCCUUUCAAACUCCUCAAGACCUCCGAGACUGGGGAUGGCAUGACGGUGUCAAGAUAUCGCAAGCUUACGAUGACCUCAGCAGCUUCUGGUGGGGAGCUGAUGUGGCACUGAAGGGCCUUCAGCUUCCUUGGAAGACGGAUGCCCAAGAGGGUCCCAAUCGUCUCACCAUUAUAGUGCACCAAGACCCCACUGCAGAUAUCAGUGUUGAUAAGCAAACUUACAACGUCGACGGAAAAAAAUACCGGGCUUCGGACGCUGAUUACACUAUGCUUGUGAAUCUGCAAGAUGGUGUUAUCAUUGCCAUAAGUCGCAAAGGCCCAGAUACGGCAGGCAAGGAGCGAGAGCCGCCGCUGAAACCAGAAGACAUGCCAAAACUCCAUCAAUUCUCCGAUGUUGGCUGGAUAAAAUGGAAGGCCAUGACCGAGGCGAAUAAUCUUCCUGUUAACAAUCUUCGGUAUUUCUUAUCGCUUGGGAUCGCGAACACACAGACGUUAUCAGUGUGCGAGAGGAUUUUCAGGGAUAAUAACCUAGCAAUGAGGAGGUGGCCUGGUCACGUUUUCCUAGCCGGCACAUGGCAGUUCCGUGCUAUCUUGGGAACCCCGAACGUACAAGGCUUUGGGUACAUGCUGGUUCAACACAAGGCAGAUCUGGGCAACAUGUUCAUUAGUAAAAUCCAUGUUUUCCUGUGUGAAAACAACGAGGUUUGCAUUGUCGCAUUUGUGUCCCAACCAGUGGCCACUCCAGUGCAAGAUGCAAUGGUCGGAUCAAUAGUCAUUUCGGAUCAGGUCGACAGACGCGACGAAGGAAGUAACGUCAUGCGUCUACACAAGAUCUUCGCGAAGCUGUGA